Molecule: messenger RNA, 2059 nt
Organism: Salpingoeca rosetta
Lineage: Eukaryota; Choanoflagellata; Craspedida; Salpingoecidae
Exons: 21
Coding region: 1-1986 (661 amino acids)
Source: RefSeq, a predicted model, not a curated record
AUGAGACACCUGAACGAGGCCUUGGAGCUCAUCUCCCAGCUGCGCGAAGAAAACAAGGACCUGACAGCCCACAACCUCGAUCUCGAACAACGCGUCAUCACAACACGCCAAGAAUACGAAGAGCUGGAAGUGUCGCUGGAACAAACAAGCCUGGAACUGGCACAAAUCAAGCAGGAGGCAGCGACUGGCGAUGAAGAGGCACGCAAACGCAUCAGCGCUCAGGCCCAGGAGAUUCAACGACUUAACCAACUGAUGAUCCAUCCUGAAAAGCACGAGGAGGCCUUGAGCAAGCUUGCACUGCAGUUUCGACAGGAACAAGAAGACCACACAUCACUGCUUAAACAAGAUAUUGAGCAGUACCGUGCAGCAUACUACGACCUCAAAGAGGAAACGGAGAGGCUGGCAAAGGAACUUCGACAAACUCGGAGCAACCACGUUGCUUACUUGCAGGAGAUGGAGGCCGCACAUGCUGCUGAAGUAGACAACUUGAACAGAAAACUCAAGGCUGCGCAGGCUGAGCUUGACAACAGCCCGCUCACCGCUGAAGUGCGACGACUCAAGCUGCAAGUGAGCGAACUCACAAUGAAGCUGACAAACACCAAAGAAGAGAGCGAAAACCACCGCCGCUCCGUCAUCUCCCUUCGCGUCGAGCUCGAGCAGGCAAACCAACGUGUUGUGCUGCUUGAAACGGAGUUGGCAACAAGCUCCGUGUCACUGGACUCACAAAAGCAAGGCUACAACCAACAGCUUGAGCAACUCAAGACACGCCACACAGAGCUUGCGCAUCAAAUUGACACCCUGAAGCAGGCAAACGAUGCGGCAAAGCAGACGUUUGCAACUGAGCGGGCCCACCUCGAGGACACCAUUCGCCAGCUCAAGAACGAACUCUCGACGGCAAGGCUGAGUGCGAGCAAGACGGCUUCGGAACACGAGCAAGAAGCUCAGGCACUGAAGCAGCAGAUUCAUGAGUUCAAAACGCGGGAGCGCGUCCACCAGGAAAACGUGAAGCAGCUCGAGCAAAGCCUUCUCGAAGCUGAGCACAGCACAGCUGCGAGCGUGCACGCUGCACGGGAGGAGGAGUGGCAACGCGUGCGUGCCCUCAGCGAGGCCAAGAUGAAAUUGGAACAAGACCUUGCCCUUGUCAAACAAGAGCUUGAGCAGUGCCAGACAACGUCGGCGGCAGAGCUGCGGCAGUUGCGACAGCAGCACGACGAUUUGCUGAUUCAGCACGAAACGGCUGAACGGGAGGUGGCGGCGAAGACAAAGCAGAUCCGCGGCCUUGAGCAGAAGUUGCAGCGCUUGCAACACAUGGAGGACGUUGCGGAUGAUCUGAAGCAGGAGCUGGCAGACACGCAGGCCCAGCUCACGUCACUUCAACAGCAGCAUCUCCAAGUCACGCGCGAGCGGGAGCGCGCUGGUGGGGAAGUGGAGCACCUUGCACAGCAGGUAGCGCGCCUGCGCGAACACGUUGAACACCAGCAGACAGAACACAACAACCACGUGGACGCAUUGACGUCACAGCACCGGGCAGAGGUCCAAAGGCUCGACGCAGGAAACAGGAGGUUGUCCAAAGAUUUGAAGGUGGUGCAAGCCAAGUUUGCGGAGCUGAGCGAAGCCGCAAAGGUUUUCAAGGCAAAGGCUAAAACAUCCAAGCAACGAUCAUCUGACGAGAUCCGGCAGAUGCGCGAGCGAUUGGCUGCUGUGGAGGAGGCGCUUGAUUCGCAAAAAGCAGAAACGCUGGCGUGGAAGAAGAAGUAUUGCAACUUGAAGUCGCGUGCGCUCAGCUUCAAGGAGGUGGUCACGAAGCACGACCAGCGCGUCAGCGCACAGAUUCUUCAGGGUCCACAUCCCAUUCCUGCGCGGGAAGGACAGGACAAGGCAGACGAGGGCCACCUUGUGAACUUGCGGGACAUCUACCAUCGACUCAGCAUGUGGCGCGACGACGACGGACGGCCGUUGCCGCCACUGCAUGACAACGAUGAGUGACUUCGUGCUCGUACAGUCCAUUGAUUUGAUCCCCGACCACAUUUGCCUCUUCUUUCUUUGUUUUUUUUUUUUU